GGACGUGUUUCCGAACUUCAGCAGUCCAUUGCCUCGCGCGCAGCAAUGGAUCGAGCCGCUUCUGAACUUUGCGGUUCGCACCUUUUUAGACCAGCGUCAAACAAAGUUGGAUUCUUGUCUCGUGUCUUUGACAAAGUUCCGCUCGGGCGCUUCGCCGUUUUCUCCGUCCUGCUGUUCCUUCGUGUCACGUCUUGUUCAGGAACAAACCUGCAGGACGCCCCACAGAAGAUCCAAGCCUUCGUGGGUGAAACAGUGGUUCUGCCCUGCAACAUCUCUGUCUCAGGUGAACUGCCAACGGUGGAAUGGUCAAAGGAAGGUUCAAACGUAGCGUUCCUCUACCGGGACGGUUGUGAGGACUUUGCCAUGAAGAAUGAAACUUUCCAAUACAGGACGAACCUCAUCAUGAAUGAACUGAAAGAUGGGAACAUCUCACUGAUGAUUUUUGAUGUUCAGCUGACGGAUGCUGGUAAAUACCAGUGUGUGAUUGUCAAGGGGAGAAAAGAUAGAAACAUUGUCAAGACGCUGGAGCUUGUUGUGGGUGCCUUUUCUGAGCCAAAGCUCUCAGUCGUCUCAGGUGCAGACGGUGCACAGACUCUGGAAUGUGAGACGAGCUGCUGGUUCCCGGAGCCUGAAGUUACAUUUGUAGACGAUCAGGGAAACAUCAUCAGUGGUGAAAACCUAAAGAGACAUCAAGAGCCCAGAGGAUGCUUCACCGUCACAAAGAGAGCGACUGUGCCCACUGGCUCCAACAGGGUCACGUGCAGAGUUCACGAGCCUCAGAUGAACAAGACCAGAGUCUCAGAGAUUCACUACAUACGAGGGGACUGUGUUCACUCCAGCAUUAUAUCAUUCAGCAUUGCUCUUCUGUUGGUCAUAUCAGUGUUUGCAUGUGUCUUUAUUGUAAAAAAAAAAUGUGUGAACACAGAAACACGCAGGCAGACAUCCAAACCAAGCCGUCGAACCAUAGAUGAGGUUGUCCACCAGGGAAACCAGGCUGUAAAUGACACUGCUUGGCUUCAGACACAAGUUCAGGAGCUGCAGAACCAACUUAUUGAGAAAGAGAAGACAAUUCGCCGACUGACAGCACCAGUGGAUGAACUCAGAUCUAGACGCAGUCCUGUCCUGCAGCAGGAUCAGCCUACGAUCAGCGCUGGUCCCUCCACAUCCUCUCCAAACAUGUCAAAGCCUGCUAGCCUCCCCCUGGACCAGCGCCCUCAGGUCAGCAGUGCAGAGCCACCAGCCUCAGCCCACAGCAAGCACUCAGCACAAGAAGCCAGAGCAAGGAAAGACUCAAAAGCUGGGGUCCUGAGGCAAAAGACACCAGUGGAGCCUCGGGUCAAAUCAAGCAGCCACAGCAAAAGCUCCCCUGCUCCUUUGAAGAAUGAUAGAAUCGAUGAAUCUGCUUCAUCUUCAUCCUCCUCUUCAAAUAACACUGUUUACCAUAUAAGGAGCCAGUCUCAUCCUCCUCGAAAUGAAGCCAAGCCUUCACGUAGACACACCUUCUCAUUUCCACCAUCAUACCUGUCUUAUAACCCCUUCAGUAUUUUGGAGAAUUUAAGUAUGGAGUCAGAGGAGCUGCUUUCACAUAAUGACAACAAAUAACAGAGAAAGAACAGAGAUCUGGAAACCUUGUGAGUUAGGAAACCUGAGACAUGGAUGAACCACUUUCAGACCCGGCCUUUGUCACCAGGUGUGUCACUGUGCUCCCGCUGCUCCCUCAGGAGAUGGGUAAAAAGUGUGUGCGUGUGUGUUUUAGGAGUAAUACUUUAGACGUGAGGUCAAAGUUGUUUGUGCAUAUGUUUUUAAACUUCCAUUCUUUACUGUUGCUUCACUCAUUACAUUACUCUCAGAGCGCCCCCUGGCGGUAACGGCAUGCUAGCUUUGUUUGCUUUCUUAUUUUAAUUUAAAAUCAUGGUAAUGUAUGUACUUCAUUGAAAUCAUCAACAUCAAAUUAAUGUAGAUCAUUGGGACUGAACUUCCGUGCAUCGAGCACCUGUUUUUUGUUGUUUUUUUUUUGCCAAAAGAGGGAACAGAGGUGGAGUCAGACCACAUAAAAUUCCUUGGUAUUCCUGUGCAAAUUUAGCCAUUAAAACUGAUUCUGAAAAUGACUGACUGACUGACUGACUGAAAUAAAUUAAAUCAAAUUAAAUUAAAUUAAAGUGUAGUGAAUAACAGAGGCUACCACACAGUGUCCUUAGCAUGGGCCUGCACACUCCAAAGGACCUCAGGCUCCUCAGCAGGUGGAGACGACUUAAAGUCAUUCACCCUGAUGUUGUGCCUGUAGGCAAACUGCAGCGGGGGUGGUUGAGGAUGGGCCUCUCCAUGGUCUUCAUCAGGUGGGCGGUCAAGGCUACUGGUCUGUAGGAGGUCACAGCAGGUCUUCCACAGCUCAGGGACCGUCUCCAGACUCAGACUCAGGUUGAAGAUGUACAUGAUGAUCUCACAGAGCUGGUCAGCGCAGUCCCUGAGCCGUCUGGGGCUGAUGCCGUCUGGACCUGCAGCUUUCCUUGUCUUAAGCCGCCUUGGUUGUUGCCUCACCUGGUCUGAAGUGAGGUGGGGUGGGGGGGCAGGUGGUGUGAGCAGGGCUACACUGGUUGUGGAGGGGUGUGCACCUGUGGGGGUGGGUGCCGCAGCUGGACUGGAGACGUGUGAAGACUGCAAUGACCUGUUCUCUGGACAAAUGUUACAAAGACAAAUUGUUGUUUAUAUUUAAUUUUUCUCUGCUGGAACUAUUCUAAUAUGCUUCAGCUGUAAUAAAGGGAGUUGUAGAUACUUUAGAUUCAUUCACUGUAUGUGUUUAGUUUCGUAAGGUCCUAUGCUUGAAUUAAAUGAUUUGACGCAAAGGAUUGUGGGAUUCCUGUUUGAAUUGUUCUACUGUACAAACUAAAUUUGCACAAUUGUUUAUUCCACUUAUUUUAGUAAAAAUUUGGAUUUACGUAUUUAUUUAGAAUAUUAAGUUUGACUCCAGUUGAUUGUUGGCUCUACUUAAACAGAUUCAUUAUUUUUACUGGUUACUUUAACUUGCUAUUUUAUGCAGAGAUGGAAAACGUCUGUUGUCUGGUUUCAUGGUGAGAAGUCUUUCUGUUUAGGCUGAAAACUCAGCUGGAAUGCAGUGGUUAUAAACAAUUCUUAUCAUUGGCAGUGCCUUGUGUAAUGCUCUGUAAAAUAUUCAAUAAAAGUCUGUGACAAAGACUUAAAACAUGAUAAAAUUCAAAUUUACAGUACAGAGUUGCUGCCAUGAGGGGGCAGAUGUGCACAGGUUUAUUGUUCAGGAGUCCUGAAAAGGCUGCCAUUUAGCCUGUUAUGAUAUUAAGUCAUCGGCCUGUGAAUGGCCUUUUUACUUUAUGUUACGUUAGGUUAUGUUUCAGAUGGAGUAGGAGCUCUGUUCUCAAGGCCACCAUCUACAGUGCAGCUCCUAGGACGCAGAUGAUGUCCUUGAACAUCGUUGUAUAAGGUUUUUAGUAACAUUUCAGAACUUAGAAUAGAGCAAAGUAGAAUCAGUUGUAUGUCAGGAGCUGAGCAAACUAAUCACUAUCAAAAUAAUUUUUUGAACAUUUUUGAAUUUUUUGAACUGUGUGUUAGACUUCUGCUUGACUGACGGUCUACAGAAUGUACGCUAGAGGACAGAGGAAGAACAUCCAGCUGCAUUUCACAUUAAAUCAGUCAGUUAACCUUCUCUUAUUGUUAAUCUGAAGCUUUUGGACCCAGUGAUUUCAGUUGUCUGAGAAUAUCCCUUUAUGUCAGACGUCACACUAAGAAAUGCUAGGAGCUUUUUGUUUUAAAAGGUGAAUGAAUUUUGGCCUAAACUCCAUAGAGAGGUUUCUAGUGGAUGUGUAUUUAAUGUAUGUCAUUAACAAUGAAUCCUCUGUUAGUUUGACUUUUGUCUUUCUUCUUUGCAGCUUCCUUUUCUGUGCUAGUUUGUGUAUUGAUGCAAUUCUGCAACCCUGAUGGAGACAAUUGAUAGAUAGUGAGAAUUAUGUGGUAAAAACCCUAAACACAGA
Betta splendens (Siamese fighting fish) is the source of this 4001-nucleotide messenger RNA. Its product is annotated as butyrophilin subfamily 2 member A2-like. The transcript has 6 exons. The record is from RefSeq and is a predicted model, not a curated record. The coding region runs from base 46 to 1602 and encodes 518 amino acids. Lineage: Eukaryota; Metazoa; Chordata; Actinopteri; Anabantiformes; Osphronemidae.